GCAUCGAGCUGUUGCGCAGGAACUAAAAAUAUAAUCGACUGACGUGUGUUUGACAAGAAGUUACUCAAAAGAAGUAGAAAAAAGUUUAGUUAAGCAGUAUUUAUUUUAUUAAACGUAAUCAUUUGGUAAAGUCGUUAGCCAAAGAAGCACAACAAACAAGAAUUAAUUUAUUAUAUUAUUGAACAAGUUUAUAUAAAGUGGGCGUAUGAAACUAUUUAGUUAUGAAAUUUGUCGUCAAUAGAAAACUCUAAAUCAAAGUUUUGGGAGCAUACAUAUCUUUAUGCAGUUGUUGAAACUGCAAAGCAAAGAAUAUUUAGAAAGUGGCAGCAUACACGUAGCACUUAUACAUUAUAUCUGGAGAUUAAAUACAUUUAACAACAACUACAGGUGGAAGCUAAAUUAGAGUUAGGCCACAACAAUGGUAGUGCCGCUGAAUGAUAUGCUACCUUUCGCUACCGGAGAAAGAAAGCUGGCAGCUUGUGUUUUGUUGUUGUUAUUAGAACUAUUUCUAGAAGGUGCAGACGCUGUGCCAAAUCAAGCUGACAUUGAAAACCAUCUGGAGCUUGGUAAAGAAUUUUUAGCGAGAGGCCAGCUGGCCGAUGCGCUAACACAUUAUCACGCAGCUGUAGAGGGCGAUCCAAACAACUAUUUGACGCUAUUCAAAAGGGGCACCGUUUACCUGGCGCUUGGCAAGGCCCGUUUCGCCAUACAAGAUUUCACACGGGUGUUGGAAUUGAAGCCUGAUUUUGCAGCUGCUCGGAUUCAGCGUGGUAUUGUGCAUUUAAAAAGUGGAGAAUAUGAACAAGCCAGCGAAGACUUCGAACAUGUGCUGCAAGAAGAUCCUUAUAAUGAGAGUGUCAAUGAGCAUUUUCGACGGAUUGAGGCUGCUAUUGAGCAGUGGGAAAUUGUGAAGGAUCUUAGGUAUAGGGGCGAUUCGCGUAAUAUCAUUCCAAUGAUUACACAAUUACUCGAAAUCUCUCCAUGGUCCAUUGAGUUCCGUCAAGCACGCGCUGACGCUUACAUUGCCAUAGAUGAACUACCAUCUGCCAUAUCCGAUCUCCGUUCAGUGAACAAACUCUCACAAGACAGCACAGAAGGUUAUUAUAACAUUGCAUUGUUAUUAUACAAAAUGGGUCAAGCUACAAAUGCGUUGAAAGAGAUACGUGAAUGUUUACAUCUUGAUCCAGAACAUAAAGACUGCUUCCCCUUCUAUAAGAAGCUUAGAAAAGUAGAAAAAAGUUUGGCAAAUGCGGAGAGUUCUCGCGAGGAGAAACAAUAUGCAGAUUGUAUUAAUUCUGCUGAGUCUGUGCUAAAGCAGGAGAAGAACGAAAAAAUGGUCAUAUACGAGGCUAAGCGACUUCUCUGCACGUGUUAUACAAGAGACGAACAGUUUGCCAAAGCUUUAAGUUAUUGUAAAGAAGCGCUCGAUGUAUUGAAAGACCCGCAAUUAUAUUGUGAACGCGCAGACGCCUAUAUUGGGUCAGAAAUGUACGACGAUGCGGUCCAUGAUUACCAAAGAGCAUUGGAAAUGGACGAAAGUCUACAACGUGCUAAGGAGGGUAUUGAAAAAGCGAAAAGACUGCAAAAACAAGCGGAACGACGGGAUUAUUACAAAAUUCUCGGCGUUAAACGAACCGCUAACAAGCAAGAAAUUAUCAAGGCGUACCGAAAAGCGGCACAAAAAUGGCAUCCCGAUAACUUCAAAGAUGAUGAGAAGAAGAUCGCUGAAAAGAAGUUUAUUGAUAUCGCGGCGGCCAAAGAAGUGCUGACUGAUCCUGAGAAACGGAAACAAUUCGACAUGGGUCAAGAUCCUCUUGAUCCCGAGGCAAACCAACAGCAAGGAGGUUUCCGCGGCGGCAGUCCAUUUGCGCACUUCCAUCACGGGUCACCGUUCCAAUUCAAAUUCCACUUCAACUAGACGUACCAUAAUUCUCAGGCAAAAGUUACGAGUAAAAAACAUUAGCACAUACCUAGCCUUAGUCGGUUUGUUGUUAGGUCUAUUUUAUUUAAUUAAUAAUAAUAUUAAGUCUGUGUGAAGAACAUGCGUUGAUGUUGCCAUGUGAUCAUACGAGUAGUGCAUGUACUCUCGAUUGUGGAUAUAUAUAUUUUAUUUUCUUAAUUUAAUGCAUAGCAGUUUGCAAAAUUGAAAAUCGAUAUGGUUUUGUACAAUAUUUGUAAAGUUAGCUGUAAACUCUUCACGCUGUAAUACACUAAACGCUCAAAGAAUUUUACGGGUACACAAAAGCUUUUCCAUAACAGUGUCACGCCGCUUAAACUAAAUUUAAUAAUAUCUAAAUUUCUACUCUAAUUUCAAUUUGUAAAUAGUAGGCUAAAUAAUGAACUUUCUCUCCUAUUUUUUAUGUUAAAAAGAAAAUAUGUAUUUAUACAAUUAACAAUUAAAUUGGAUAUUUAUAUAAAAUCAAAAGCAUUUUAAGGUUAUGAAAAUAAAAUGAAGAAUGUUUAUUACAUAAUAAAACAAAUUUAUAACUUUGAACAGUUAAACAUUUAUA
Molecule: messenger RNA, 2510 nt
Organism: Bactrocera dorsalis (oriental fruit fly)
Lineage: Eukaryota; Metazoa; Arthropoda; Insecta; Diptera; Tephritidae
Gene: P58IPK
Product: dnaJ homolog subfamily C member 3
Exons: 4
Coding region: 419-1918 (499 amino acids)
Biological process (GO): protein folding in endoplasmic reticulum
Cellular component (GO): endoplasmic reticulum
Molecular function (GO): protein-folding chaperone binding; misfolded protein binding
Source: RefSeq, a predicted model, not a curated record